AUGAAAUUAAAAUUGAUAAAAAUUGUAUUUUUUUUAUUUUUUAUAUGCAAUAUACAAGCUUACGUUUUAAAAAAAUCUCUCAAAAUAUUUCCAAAAAGUAGAUGGACAAAAAAUAGAAAUAUGAAUAGCUUAUUUCUCAAAAUAAACAAUGCCAUUAAUUUUAAAAACAAAGAUGAAUUAAAAAAGGAAAUAAUAAUUCAUUCAAAAAAAAUGUCUUUAGACUUAAGUGAUGAACAGAUAAAGAGUAUUGAAAAUAAAUUAAAUGAGUUUUUUUCAUAUAUGAAAUGGACAAAUAUAAGAAUAAAUUUAGGCAAAAAAAAAUUCAAACACAAAAUAAAACGGCUAUCACUUCGUGAGAAGGAAGGAAGAAAUGAGGAGUUUUUCACCGAAAAUAUGAACAAGGAGGGAAACUAUUUUGUUGUUUCUUCAAAAAACUAUUCUCAGUGA
Molecule: messenger RNA, 447 nt
Organism: Plasmodium vinckei vinckei
Lineage: Eukaryota; Apicomplexa; Aconoidasida; Haemosporida; Plasmodiidae
Product: conserved Plasmodium protein, unknown function
Exons: 5
Coding region: 1-447 (148 amino acids)
Source: RefSeq, a predicted model, not a curated record